This is a messenger RNA of Hypanus sabinus (Atlantic stingray), 2450 nucleotides long. It is a transcript of the gene coch, whose product is annotated as coagulation factor C homolog, cochlin (Limulus polyphemus). Lineage: Eukaryota; Metazoa; Chordata; Chondrichthyes; Myliobatiformes; Dasyatidae. The record is from RefSeq and is a predicted model, not a curated record. Bases 328 to 1983 code for a protein of 551 amino acids. The transcript is spliced from 11 exons.
GUUACUGUACUUUGGACAAUAAGAUCACAAAACAAGGGCUGAAGUAAAGCCCCUGUUAAGUGCAUCUUCCCCACUCUUCCGAGAGUUUACGAGAAAGGGUUAGAGAUGCCACCGGGGGUGGAUCAUUGAAGAGGGGCUUUGACCUGUUCAUUUUGUGCAGGACAUUGUUAACGCGGCUUAAACCAAGCUGCUUGUUUUGCGGUUGAUUUUGUUUCAGGUACUCGGCCGUAAGCGGAUUGUCGGUCGACUUGUGGUUUCAGCCUGACUCCCGUGAUAUUCACCUUGUGUGCUUUUGUCUUGGAUCGGGAUACCCUGGAUGUUGUUACCAUGUUUGUUCUAACUAGGGCAAUCGUCUUUUUCGGAACGUUAACAUUUACCUCAGCAGCACCAGAUCAAGGGUCAGUGCCGGUUUCCGUUGAGUGUUCCAGUAGAGGUAGUUCCUUCAAGGACAGCCAGGUGGAUGUGCUGUGCCCACCAAAUUGUGACUUUUCCCAGAAUGAAAUCUGGGGAACUGGUGUGUAUGCCUCUGUCUCCAGUAUCUGCUCAGCUGCUGCUCACAGCGGUGUGAUUGACAGCAGGGGAGGACUGGUUCAUCUCCAGUUUCUACCAGGACAGAUUGACUAUCAGUCUUCCUUUGCAAAUGGGAUAUCUUCUUUAUCACUUCAUCAAUGGAGGGGCUCUUUUACAGUUUCCAGGAAGACGAAAAGUCUAGAAGUAUCUGGACAGCCAAAGGCAACAGUAGUUCCAAAUGCACGAACUAUAAAGAAGAAAGCUGCAAAAAAUGGGAAAAGGAAUUCAAAACCAGUAAUCAAAGAUUGCAAAGCUGAUAUCGCCUUUUUAAUUGAUGGGAGCUCGAACCUUGGUAAACGUAGAUUUAACCUACAGAAGAAUUUUGUUGUUAGAAUUACCAAUUUGCUUGGUAUUGGGCCAGAAGGGGCACUUGUUGGCAUUGUACAAGUCAGUGACAAUCCUAAAAUUGAGUUCACGUUGAAGGAUAACACUAAUUCAAGAGAUCUCAUUUCUGCCAUCAAAAAUGUGACAUAUAAGGGAGGCGACACCAAUGUUGGUAAAGCACUGAUGCACACAACAGAGGGCUUUUUCACUCCUAACAAGGGUGCACGGACUGGAUAUCCAAAAGUUGUAGUUGUCAUUGUGGAUGGAUGGCCUUCAGAUGAAAUUGAAAAUGCUGCACAUCAGGCCAGAGAAUCAGGCAUUAAUGUUUUUAUUGUCUCUGUUGCAAAAGCCCUUCCCGAAGAGAGAAAAAUGGUGCUAGACCAGAAUUAUGCAGAAAAGAUUGUUUGCAAAAACAAUGGAUUAUUUUCUUAUGCUAUCCAAAACUGGUUUGGUAUGUACAAGUUUAUAAAACCUAUAGCACAAAGGUUGUGCUCUCACAACCAGAUGACAUGCAGUAGAACAUGUCACAAUUCAGUCAACCUUGGCUUCUUAAUUGAUGGAUCAAGCAGUGUUGGUGAUGGCAACUUCCGCACCGUUUUGAAUUUCAUCACUGAAAUUGUGAAAUCCUUUGACAUUCAUCAGAUCGGUGCAAGAGUUGGUGCUGUACAGUUCACAUAUGAUCAAAGAACUGAAUUUGGUUUUGAUGACUAUUUAGCAAAGGAUGAUGUGCUAAAUGCCAUCAGUAGCAUCCGUUACUGGAGUGGUGGCACAGCUACAGGAGAAGCACUUACUUACACCUUACGGAACCUCUUUGGAAAAAUCAAGAACAACAACAUUAAUGUGCUGAUUGUCAUCACUGAUGGUCAAUCUUAUGAUGAUGUUAAGUAUCCAGCAACUGUGGUGCAUCAAGCAGAUAUCGUAGUUUAUUCAGUUGGAAUUUCAUGGGCAAUGUCAAAUGAACUGAGAGCGAUGGCUUCAGAACCUAAAGAUUCACAUUAUUUCUUCGUGAAAGAUUUCCCAAUGGUGAACAAGUUGGUGCCUGAUAUUCUUAAAGGAAUUUGCAAUGAUUAUUCAGCAAGAGCUAUGUGAUCCAGCACCUUCUUUGAUAUUCAAAGGGAAUAUUUACCAACAACAUAUUAGAUCUCUUAUGACAAUACUAACAAAUGUGAUAGUGCAAUAUUUUGUAGAAAUCUAGGCCUGAUUAUUAACAAACAGUCCUGCAUGUGCCAUUACUCCUACAAACUAUCCAAACUGACAGCAGCAUUGGAAAAGCUUAAAUCCAAGUAUGUACAAAGAUGCAUUUAUAAACCGCUUGUAUUGUGCAAGAGACAAUUGCAUGUUUGAGGAAAAUGUUGUUGUAGGUUCAGUGAGAGUGUUGGAAAAACAUUGAUGGCCAUUUGAUUUCAGUGACAAGUAACCUCAGUUAAAUAUUUAAAUGCAAAUUACAUUUAAUGUGUCUUCUAUGUGCCUGAAUGUUAUGUAAGCCACUCGCAAUAAAUCCCACAAUCUGUUAUUACAUUUGAGUCGGGAAGUUGGUAUCAUAUGACAUAAUUAUA